AGGGGGCGACUAGAGGAAGCUGCAAUAAACACACAGGGCGUCUGCGCCUAUCUAAGUAGGACAAUAAAGUGCAAACGGCAUCAAUGCUUUCGUAAUGGAGCUAUCAGACAUGCUUCUCCUCAAAGUUUUCCUCUUCGCCUACUUGCUAAACUACACUCAAGGACACUAUCGGAAUCCCCUCAACAAGUACAUCCGGCACUAUGAAGGCCUUUCCUAUGACACGGAGCUCGUUCACAGCAAACAUCAGAGGGUCAGAAGGGCACUCUCUCAUGAAGACCAGUUUCUUCAUUUAGACUUUCAUGCGCAUGGAAGGCAUUUUAAUUUACGCAUGAAGAGAGAUGCAACCUUGUUCACCCCUGAUUUGAAGGUGGAUAUUUCAGGAGUAGAAUCAACCUAUGAUACCUCUCACAUCUACACUGGAGAAAUCUACGGUGAGAAGGGUACCCUGGCUCAUGGCUCCGUCGUGGAUGGUAAAUUUGAGGGCUUCAUUCAGAGUUACCACGGCAACUACUACGUGGAGCCUGCUGAGAGAUACCUGGAGGGCAAAGACGUGCCUUUCCACUCCGUCAUGUACCACGAAGAAGACAUACAUUACCCACACAAGUAUGGCCCAGAGGGAGGCUGUGCUGAUAGCACGGUGUUUGAGAGGAUGAAAAAAUAUCAAGCAUCCGCUGUAGAGGAGCCGUCCAAGGCACUUCAGACCGGCCUUAAUGACUCUGUGAUGCUAAGGAAGAAAAGGAUGGCCCAGGCAGAGAAAAACACUUGCCAGCUCUUCAUUCAGACUGAUCACCUCUUUUACAAGUACUACAAGACCAGAGAGGCUGUCAUUGCUCAGAUCUCCAGUCAUGUUAAAGCCAUUAAUGCCAUCUACCAGGGCACAGACUUUUUAGGGAUUCGUAAUAUCAGCUUCAUGGUAAAAAGAAUCAGGAUCAACACCACCAGUGACGAGCGGGACAAAUCCAACCCUUUUCGUUUUGGCAACAUCGGGGUGGAGAAGUUCCUAGAGCUGAACUCUGAGCAGAACCAUGACGACUACUGUUUGGCAUAUGUUUUCACAGACAGAGACUUUGAUGAUGGUGUGCUGGGUUUGGCCUGGGUGGGAGCCCCCUCAGGGAGUUCUGGAGGGAUCUGUGAAAAAAGCAAGCUGUACUCUGACGGAAAGAAGAAGUCUCUCAACACGGGAAUAAUCACCGUACAGAACUACGCCUCACAUGUACCUCCCAAAGUCUCCCAUAUCACCUUUGCGCAUGAAGUAGGGCACAACUUUGGCUCCCCGCAUGAUUCUGGAUCCGAGUGCACCCCCGGAGAGUCCAAGAGUCAAGACAAAAAGGAGAAGGGCAAUUAUAUUAUGUAUGCGAGAGCUACGUCAGGCGACAAGCUAAACAACAACAAGUUCUCCAUCUGUAGCGUACGCAACAUCAGCCAGGUGUUGGAGAAGAAGAGAAGCAACUGUUUUGUCGAAUCUGGCCAGCCCAUCUGUGGAAAUGGCCUUGUGGAGCCGGGAGAGGAGUGUGACUGUGGCUACAGUGAUCAGUGUCGGGACCAAUGCUGCUACGACGCCAACCAACCUGAUAACAAGAAGUGCAAAUUAAAACCCAGCAAAGUCUGCAGUCCCAGCCAGGGACCUUGUUGUACUGCUGAGUGCACCUACAAAGGUCGCAAUGAGAAAUGCAGGGACGAGUCCGAGUGUGCUGAACAGGGCAUGUGUAAUGGAGUGAGCCCCCAGUGCCCGUCGUCCGAGCCCAAGGCCAACUUCACUGCCUGUCAUGGCGAGACUCAAGUGUGCCUCAAUGGAGGCUGCUCGGGCUCCAUCUGUGAGAAAUAUGGACUUGAAGCGUGCACAUGCGCCAGCCAAGAGGGUAAAGAUGAGACGGAGCUUUGCCACGUGUGCUGCAUGGAAAAGAUGAACCCCAACACGUGCAGCAGUACUGGGUCGGCGCGUCUGGCUGGUUUCUUCCAUAAGAAAGUGACCACCCUGCCAGCUGGCUCGCCUUGCAAUGACUUCAAAGGUUACUGCGACGUGUUCAUGAAGUGUCGUCUGGUGGAUGCAGACGGACCUCUUGCUCGGCUCAAGAAGGCCAUCUUCAACCCAGAGCUCUAUGAGAACAUUGCGGAGUGGAUUGUGGCCCACUGGUGGGCAGUGUUACUGAUGGGCAUUGCUCUCAUCAUGCUGAUGGCCGGCUUCAUUAAGAUCUGUAGCGUGCACACACCCAGCAGUAACCCCAAACUCCCUCCUCCGAAGCCGCUUCCAGGUACUCUGAAGAGGCGGCGAGCGCAGCAGCACGCAAACUCCCAGGUGCAACACCAGUCUCAGCACGGAGGCCACGGCGGCCACGGUGCUCAUGGCGGCCAACGACAAGUGCAGAGGCAGCCUCAGCGGCAGGCACAGCACCAACGGCACCACCGUCAGCAAAGAGAGAACUAUCAGAUGGGCCAGAUGAGACGCUGAGACCACCACAAACCUCCACCUCCCCCCCCUCGCCAACCGCCCCUUACCAACCCCCGCCCGUCCCCCAAUGCCUUGGCUCCUCCUUGUGCCUACAGUGGGAUAACUAAAGCGUCACUCCAUCCAAAGAAAAGCCUGACAUGGUUGUUGGUCACCAAUGUAUUUUCCAUCUUGACAGACACACGAAGAAGAGAACAUCCAGCAGCUUCCUUCUGGCUCUUUUGGAGAGUGGGACCGUCAGCCAUUUGAAAAUGCCGCGCAAAUCUCGCUUCUUUUUUCCAUCUUCAUUUGAUUUUAGUUUGGUUUGAAAGGAGUGCCAAGGAGUAAAAGGAAUCAUCUGUAGCUUUAGUACACUUUGUGAUGUGUUUUGGUUCUAUUGCAACGUCGUCUUCAGUGACACGCCUGUGGCUGCCGGUGAAUUUGUCCGUGCUUUUCUCGCACCAUUCUAGCCCGAAAUGACACAGAGAGCAAGCGAGAGAGAGAGAGAGACACUUGGCGGGGAUUGGCGGCACUUUUGUGAUUUUUCCACAUGUACAAACAGCAAAAGACACAUGCUGCUGCCGUCUCUCUUGUGCAGACAGUCUCCUGCAUGUGACUGUACAUAUUUAGUGUAUCAUAAGUGAAAACGAACUAUUUCUUCUACUGUAAAUGUGUAAUUCUUCACUCUUUUUUUUUUUCGUUUUAAUUUUUUGGUUAGCGCUCUCAGGACUUUUAACACACAAGUAAAGGAAUGAUGGUCGCUAAGAGCUCUGUGGAUGUUGUCGCAGACGAUCUGAUGCUCUCAGGUCCUCUCUGCGGUCGUCCAAUCAGGUGGAGCUCUUUUCACUUUGGGUUGCUUGAUUGAUUUUGAAUUUGACCAACAGUCAGCAUAUCACCCCCUUUUUUUUUUUUGAUGGGUCUUUUUACUGUUUGAUUUCUUGCUAACAUGUUGCUUGUGUUGCGUGACAAGCAACACAAAUGGGAAGAAAAGUCAACCACCUUGCUUGUUACACCCCCUUCUUCUCCAUUUUACCAGUUUAAUUUAGCUAUAUGAUGAAUGAAUAACCACUAACUGAAGCGUAUGCUGAGGAGAAAGGACGGUGAUGGUUGAUGUGGCUUAGUUUAGAAGUGAGUGUGGAAAUAAAAAUGGUUCAGUGGACGUGUGUUAAAAAAAAAAAGACGACAACAUAGGCUUAAGUCAUUCUAUUGUUCCUCAAAUAGCAAAUCUUUUGUGGGCAUGCAGAGGCAUUAACUUAAUGUGACUAUUAAUUGACCAUGGUCUGUAAUAUGAGUCUCAACACGUAUUUUACUUUUGACAACUCUUAAUGUGAAAAUAAAAGAAAGGAGGAGGGCUUGUUGAGGCACUAAUUUCACACUUUCGCACAGCUUGCUAGUUCACCAUCCUGGAUAGUCCGUUUGCAUCAGCGUGCUCUAAGCGUUGACCUCUUUGUGCACCUGUAUGAAGGAUGACCUUAGGUCUGACCUUCUUUUUACGUGAUGACAUUUGAUUGAUUAGAUCCUGUCAUCUUAAGGCAUGAUUCAGCCGGCUUUGGUGAGUAUAAUACUUUCACACUAACAAUAAAGCACAUUAUUUUGCAUUAUAUAUUCCAUGCAUUAUUUUCUCCCCCCCCCCACACACCCUGUCAGGCCAGACUUGAGAUUUAUUAUUGUUCUGAGUGCAUGCAGUUGGAAUCACAACUACCGGUAAUAGAACACUGUCCUGAUGCUCACAUUUGAAUAAUCCCCGAAAAGGACAAAUUAUCAGAAUUCAUGUCACAAACGACAUAUGAAUCAGGCUUGUUAUGUCUGUACAAAUAAAAGAAUUUUAACAUGUAAACUUGUACAGUACUUCGGAAAUUUGAAUUUCAUUCAAAACCCAGUCACAUUUUGAUACGUGUUGAUUUUUUUUGUAUUCCAUUACAAAGAUGUUCAUAUGUGACAAAACCAUCCUCUUAAGUUAUUUAUGUAUUUGUAUUUGAACUGGACUUCUGAUAUUUUCCUCCACUGUCAUCAAUGAUUAUAUAUAAAAAAAAAAGAACAAUUGAGUGUGAUGGAUAUAAUUUGACAUUUUCAUUUUCUUUAUUAUCCUGUGGCAUGGUUUGGCUAGAAGAGCAGAAGCAUAAUGCCUGUAAAUUUACUUUCCUUUUUCAUUUUGUAGUCUUGGUAAAAGUUUUUAGAGAAACAUGCACUGCAAUGUCCAAAUUGAUUUUUUUUUUUUGAAAUGUUGUAGGUAAUGUAGGCCGAAAGAACACAAGAUUAAAAAGUAAUACUACUGUCAUGAUUUUAAUGUUCACUGUGUUUUAUACAGUAUUGGAAAUUUUUGUUCACUUUGAACAUUUUUACUAAAAACAAAAAAAGUCCAAUUGUAUUGUGCAAAGAGAUGUAAUUUUUGGAGUACUUGAACUGCAUUAAUUAAGCGACUCAUUCAAUAAAAUAGACCGCUGUUUACUGUC
Messenger RNA from Doryrhamphus excisus (bluestripe pipefish), 4878 nucleotides. RefSeq names its product disintegrin and metalloproteinase domain-containing protein 10-like. Gene Ontology annotation, cellular component: plasma membrane; synaptic membrane. Gene Ontology annotation, biological process: membrane protein ectodomain proteolysis; Notch signaling pathway. Gene Ontology annotation, molecular function: metalloendopeptidase activity involved in amyloid precursor protein catabolic process. The record is from RefSeq and is a predicted model, not a curated record. NCBI's taxonomy places the organism in Eukaryota, Metazoa, Chordata, Actinopteri, Syngnathiformes, Syngnathidae.